Heterobasidion irregulare TC 32-1 is the source of this 540-nucleotide messenger RNA. RefSeq lists its product as uncharacterized. Bases 1 to 540 code for a protein of 179 amino acids. The transcript is spliced from 4 exons. NCBI's taxonomy places the organism in Eukaryota, Fungi, Basidiomycota, Agaricomycetes, Russulales, Bondarzewiaceae. The record is from RefSeq and is a predicted model, not a curated record.
AUGAGUCCUCACAUUCUCCUCCAAAUCGGCUCCGAUCUGUACAACACGACCUUUGUAGAUGUAGAUGGCAGGACAGCAUUUACACUGUGCGUAAUUUAUCGUAUUCCAAACAAGCUCGUUCGACUUCGUCGAGAAGCUCCGUGGGCCCUGCAGCAUCGUGACAUCAUGGGUCCAAGUGAUGCCUAUUUCUAUCUUGGGCCGUCGGAAUUUCCAGGAUACAUCGUGUACGGCAAUACACCUCAGCAGCCCAUGAUGUCGGUCUUACAGAGGAAGCGUGCUUCGAGCACAUCACGCUAUUUUAAAUCACAAGGCGGAAAAGAAUUCAAAUGGAAGCUCUUUCCCGGCCAUAUGGAGUGCAUCCACCGCAAAACUGUGAUGGCUGUCUAUCAGCCGAACGAGGUAUCUCCGGUGUUCGAGCGGAAUGGCAUCUCAUCCAUGCAUUAUGCCAAUCUCACCAUAAAUCGCGCUGGCCUACCAGUUGUGACCGAGAUUCUUACGGCGCUCUUGCUUAUCCGGAUAGCAAAUUCCUUAGGGUGGUAA